Molecule: messenger RNA, 3465 nt
Organism: Camelus dromedarius (Arabian camel)
Lineage: Eukaryota; Metazoa; Chordata; Mammalia; Artiodactyla; Camelidae
Gene: RAD51AP2
Product: RAD51 associated protein 2
Exons: 3
Coding region: 1-3465 (1154 amino acids)
Source: RefSeq, a predicted model, not a curated record
AUGUCGCUCGCGCGCCGCGCUCGGUGGCUUGCCGAGCUCAGUGAGCUUUCCUCCGCUUCACCUCCUCCUAACGACCCUGAUUCUCCACCUCCCAGUAAGCGGCUCCGUCUUGAGGAGCCCGGCGGUGUCCCUGAGGCGGGGUGGAGGCUGCCUUUGGUGCCUCACUUGUCUGAGGUGGAGAAAGUCUGGGAGUUGUCGCCCAGACCCUUCAAGGCGCUCCUUGUUCCGUAUGAGGAGAUUUUUGAAAACUCCACAGACUCGUGUGUGGAGAAAUCAGUCAGUGGGAAGAAAACAUGUAAUCUGGGAUGCCAAAAUAAGAAGUUUGAGACGAAUAGUUAUUUGUGGUCUCUCCCCUCACAAAAUUUUGAUUCUGGUUUGAGGGCUUCCAGAAGGUCUUGUGAACCAGCACUGUGUGACAGAGAGGUUUUCGGUGUGCAUUGCAGCGGUAGACCUGAAGCAGAGGCUGGUCAGCUGCCCAACGCCUUCUUACACGAUGUACAUGGAGUUAAAAACGAGGACGGAAAAGAAUAUUUAGUCCAGGGGAGAGACAAUGGUCAGAAAGACAAUGAUCACAUAAAACAGACAAAAAAUCAAUUUUUAGAUGUUACCUGUUACAAGGAAACCAAACCAACAUUUCAUGAUAUUAAGAACAGAGGUAAAGCUGACAGUGCUGUGCCAUCAGAUGAAAAAGAAAAUAGCAUUUCAGCAUCUACACCAAAAAUAUCAAAAUCUCAAAACCAGCCCAGCAUGGAAAUUGCUAAACCCAGCUAUUUCAGAGAUAGCUGCACAAUGAGUAUCCCUGAGUUUCCAGCUGGUUUAAACAGCAAAAUGUCCCCUGUCUAUUUAAAGGAAAUAGCAAAGAACAAGAACGACAAAAAUGAGGCAUAUGUUAGGGAUUUCACAAACAUUUACUGGUCCCAAAACAGACCUGAUGUAAAGAAGCAAAAGUUACAGGAUGAUAAAAUUGUGGAUGCAGAAAAUAUUUUUUCUGAAUGUUGUGAAAACCACCAGUCACUCAGCAACCGAAGUAUUUGUGUGAGAAAAAAAGACUUGAUCAGUUUACACGACUAUAACCACUGUAGUGUCAAGUCUGAUGUAAGAGUCACUGCAAAGAAUUUCACUAUUAAACUAGAGCAUGCAAAUUGGGAAGAAGCAGAAACAUGCUUGGACAGUUACAUAUGUACCAGAUUGGAAAAACCGCAGAGCAGGGACUGUAAUAUUAGACAUAUUUUGAGAAAAAGUGGGGAAAAUUGUUGGAUUAUGGGUAAUUCUGAAACUGAAUGUGAAAAUAUGAAAAAAUCUGAAGAAAAAUUGAAUUUGCAACAAUUAUUAGAAAUAGGUCUUUUAAGCAAGGAAGAUCGCAAUAUGAAAGCCAUGAAUGCACAUGAAGGGCAAUCAAAGCCUCUCAUGGUGGGAACACUGGGUAGUCAAAAAGCUUCAAUAAAAUUUUUUUGGUUAAAAAGUAAAGGAGAAAAUGGUAAUAUGCUAGAGUUGAGCUAUUAUACUACACAAAACGACUUUCAUUUUAGCAAUACUUUUGAAAGUUUCAUCACAGAAAUUUUUUAUUUCAAUAGAAGUAUUUCAGGAAAUCAAAAAGAUAAUAGAAUUUUAACCUGGUAUGAAAUUUUGAAGUGUAAAAAGCAAAUUGAUACUCAAAAUCUAAUAACUGAGAAUAUGACUGUCAAUAGAAAAAAUGAUAUUUUAAGCAUAAAUUUACAAACCAGUGCUUCAGACCCUCAAAAUGUUAUAUUGAAAACCAGCAUAGCUUUACUUCUUAAUCACUUUGACUGUUUAACCCGAAUUGAAAAUGAUUCUAAAUUAGAAGAGGAAUGCAUUUCCAAGUGGAUAAUAUAUAUGAAUUAUCCAAAAAAUGUUACAGUGGAAGGUCAUACUGUAUAUCCAGUCAGGAUUUUAACUUUUUCAAGACUAUUAGAAGAUAAUAUGGAACCUAUGUCAGAGAAAAGAAGAUUAUUUAAAACUGAAAAAGUUUUUGAAGAGUCUGAGGAAAAACUUAUCAAUUCCUUUAGUAUGACAACUAAAAAUACACAUUUUCCAAUUUUUGAAACAUAUGAAGAAAUUCCUCUUUUAAUGGACUUUGAUGACAUGGAUGAAAUUUUUUUGACAAAAGAAAUUAGUUACAAGAAUAUGAGUUGUCCUGAACAACUCAUGAAUGUGGAAAAUUGGGUUCACUGUAGUCCUAAAACUGUUAAAACACAUGUUAAGUCUGGUUCUCAACUCAUACAGAACAACCAGAAACAUAUUAAUAAAAACAUUUAUGGAAUGAAUGCACAGAAUCAAGAUUUAGACACUGCAGGAAAACAAAAGCAUAGUAAGAUCAGUAGAUACGAUUUUAAAUGCGUACUUGAAGAUUUUUUCAAUAUUAGGCAACAGGCUACACUGGCAAGCCAAGACACAAAAUAUAGUGAACAAACCAAUCCCACAACUAUAACUCAGGUGCUAAGUUUUGGGAACUUGCUAAGUGAAACUGAAGGAAAAAAACAUGACUUAAUUUUGAAGGAGGAAGUAAAAGUCACAGCACAAAGUUUAACAGACAGUUGCCAAGUGCAUGAAGAUAUUAAGAUAGAAAAGGAAGAGAAGAAUAGUUUUUAUUCAAUGGAUGGCAUGUUUGCUGUGCUACCAGUUUCAGUGAUGAGUAAGAAAGUUGAUGUGGAAGAAACUAAAUAUGUUAAUCAAAAUAAUGUAGCUGACAGAAAUGAAUAUGAGAGUAUUUUGCAAAAAAGUGAGUUAGCUAAUUCAAAGCGUUUUUAUCCAAAGAAUGAUGCUACAGAAUGUGUUAAUCAUCUAUUUGAAACUCAUUUGAGUGUAGGGAACAAUGAAUGUUUUCAGGACUUAACUGCCAAGUGUUUGUCAACAGAAACUCUGACAAUAGCAAACAAUUUUGAGAUGAAGAGUAAAUUUGAUUUAGUACUUAAAGAACUUCAUAUGUUCCAUGAAAUUAGUAAGGAAAAUGAAAUUCUAAGCCCUGUGGAAACCAACAGUGGCCAAGAAAAUUACUUUGGAAAAAAUAAUGAUGUUGAGAAGGUAAAAAUGGAGAUUAAAAAAGGUUUGAAAAUGGGUACAGAAAACAAAAUAAGUUCAUUUCCUUUGCUCUGUGAUACUAUAGCAGGCCCUAAUAUGCAUAAAAAACACCAAAAUUUAUUUAAAUGGAAACCGGUACCCAAAAAUGGAGAACAGGAAGUUCCUAAUAAAUUUUGCUGUCAAAGAGCAUCAGAAGAAUUACUCUAUUCUACUUCCAAGGAAGAUUGUGAAAAAUGUUCAUCUAAAAGACCGGCUUUUUUCUCUGAUGAAUUUAAGGAGGGAGAAUUUAAUUACUUACUGAAGCGAGGUAGUAAUUUUUCAUAUGGAAUUUCAAGAGUACUACCUCUUAAGACAUGCAGUCGACCAAUCAGAAUUGGUUUGUCAAGAAAAGCUAAGCUUAAACAACUUCAUCCCUAUCUGAAAUAA